Messenger RNA from Cordyceps fumosorosea ARSEF 2679, 1596 nucleotides. RefSeq lists its product as hypothetical. The transcript is spliced from 3 exons. Gene Ontology annotation, molecular function: hydrolase activity, acting on carbon-nitrogen (but not peptide) bonds. The record is from RefSeq and is a predicted model, not a curated record. NCBI's taxonomy places the organism in Eukaryota, Fungi, Ascomycota, Sordariomycetes, Hypocreales, Cordycipitaceae. Gene Ontology annotation, biological process: carbohydrate metabolic process. The coding region runs from base 1 to 1596 and encodes 531 amino acids.
AUGACGCUUAUCCCGGCUCGCAAGGCCGUCGCCUUCACCGUCGAAGCUGGCCAAGAGUUGAAAAUCACAAACACCUUUGGCAAGCAGGUCCUCGACUUCUGGGCCUUCAAUCCCAAUGAUGCAAACGAUUUCCUGUCCAUGGUCCACACCAGGACCGUUCUACGCAAAGUCUCACUUGCCCAGGGCGACAAACUCUACAGCACGCGCAGGAAGCCCAUUUUGACCCUAGUAGCAGAUACGACAAAGGGCGUGCACGACAUGAUUUGGUCGGCCUGCGACGUGGAGAGGUACCACAUGCAGGGUGUUGAAGGGUAUCACGACAAUUGCACUGAUAACAUGCACGAGGUCCUGCGAGACAAGUUUCCCGACUUCCCAAUCGCUGCCGACUGGGUGCCCGACCCCCUCAACCUGUUCAUGAACAUCGCCAUUGACCACCACGGCGGCCUCGACAUCCGUCCGCCCACCAGCGAAAGAGGCCAAUACGUCAUCAUCAAAGCUGAGGCUCGUCUCCUCAUUGUCAUCAGCUCAUGUCCUCAGGACAUCGACCCCGUCAACGCCGGCACGCCCACAGACUGCGACUACGAAAUCCUUGGCGCUCCUGCAUCUGCCGAACCAUCAUCUCUGGCAAUUGCACCGUCCUUUCUGCCUACCCGACCGCCACCCAGAAAGGUCAAGGUCGCUCUUUCGGUCGACUUUGACGCCGUGUCGCAUUGGCUCGGCACGGGCUGCCACGCGGACAACAACAUGGCCGACUACUCCUCCGGCAUCUUCGCCGGCCAGGUCGGCGUGUACCGUCUUCUGGGCAUGUUCCAGAAGAACGGCAUCGCUGGCAAGACCACCUGGUUCAUCCCGGGCCACACCGCCGAGACCUUCCCUGCGGCCGCGAGGGCCGUGCUCGAGUCCGGGGCCGAGAUUGCGCUUCACGGGUACGCGCACGAGGGCAUCGCACAGAUGACCGAGGAGCAGGAGAGGGACGUCCUUCUCAAGUGCAUCGAGGUGGCAGAGAAGCUCACCGGCAAGAAGCCUCGCGGCUACCGCGCCCCCAUGUACACCAUCCGCGAAAGCACCGUCAAGCUCCUCCGCGAGCACGAGUUCCUCUACGACUCGUCACUCAUGCACCACGACUCACAGCCGUACUUCACUCCCGCCGACCCCCCGGUCAAGCCCAUCGACUUCAGCCUCCCCGCCUCUUCCUGGCUCGAGCCCUCCCCAAUCGCAGCCCAGGGCUACCCGGCCGCGGGGCUGCACCCGCUGGUGGAGCUGCCGUGCGGCUGGUACAACGAGGACAUGAUGCCGAUGAUGUACCUGCCGCACCUGGCAAACAGCAUGGGCUACGUGUCGACGCGCGUGGUGGAGCAGAUGUGGAAGGACAAGUUCACCUGGCUCUGGGAGGAAGGCUGCAAGGAGGGCGGGGAGGCGAUGGACUUUGUCUUUCCGAUUCUGGUGCAUCCGGAUGUGAGUGGGCUAGCGCAUGUCAUCGGCAUGAUUGAUAGGUUCAUCCAGUGGGUAAAGGGCUUUGGAGAGGCGGUUGAGUUUUGUAAGUGUGAGGAUAUUGCCGAGGCAUGGUUGGCCGAGCAGCAGAAGAAGAAGAGAUAA